CAGGGAGUCCUGCAAAGGGCGCGCCGCGGAAAGAAGCCGGGUGAGGCUCCUCCCCUGUGGGCGGCGGGGCUUGGGCACCUCCCGCCCCCUCGCAGUGCAAGGCCGGGGCGCUACAGCAGGCUCCGAUCGCCCCCAUGGCCGCGCUGAGGACAGCCCUGUGCGUUUUGCGGAACGACCUGCGCUACCACGAUAACGAGGUUCUCCACUGGGCACACAGCAACGCAGACUUCGUCAUUCCACUAUACUGCUUUGAUGCCCGGCACUACGCGGAAACCCAUUACUAUCAGUUCCCCAAGACUGGCCCCUAUCGCCUCAAGUUUCUGCUGGAGAGUAUAGAAGAUCUCAGGGAGACGCUCAAGAAAAAGGGCAGUAAUCUGGUGGUGCGAAAAGGGAAGCCGGAAGAUGUCGUCUGCGAUCUUAUUUCCCAGCUCGGUUCCGUGGCUGCCGUGGUCUUCCACGAAGAGGCGACAAAGGAAGAGCUGGAUGUGGAGAAGGCACUGCUGCAGGUGUGCUCUGAGCAGGGGGUGGUGGCCCAGAAGUUCUGGGGGUCGACGCUCUAUCACAGGGACGACCUGCCCUUCAAGCACAUUUCCAGGUUGCCCGAUGUGUACACCCAGUUCCGGAAAGCCGUGGAGUCCCAGGUGAAGGUCCGGCCUCUUCUGCAAAUGGCCACUCAGCUGAAGCCGUUGCCUCCAGGGGUGGAAGAAGGGAACAUCCCCAAACUGGAAGAUUUUGGGAUGCAAGAUCCGUCAGUCGAUCCCCGCACUGCCUUCCCUUGCGGCGGAGGAGAGACACGGGCCUUAAUGAGGCUGCAGCAUUACUUCUGGGACACGAACCUAGUCGCUUCGUACAAGGAGACACGGAAUGGAUUGAUAGGAGUGGAUUAUUCGACCAAGUUUGCACCCUGGCUGGCUCUGGGCUGUAUCUCGCCCCGGUAUAUUUACGAGCAGAUCCGGAAAUACGAAAAAGAGAGGACAGCAAAUCAAAGUACCUAUUGGGUGCUUUUUGAACUGGUGUGGAGGGAUUACUUCCGGUUUGUGGCCCUGAAAUACGGCAGGAGGAUUUUCUUUGUGAGAGGGCUCCAGGAUAAAGAGGUUCCCUGGAAGAAGGACCCCAAACUGUUUGACUCUUGGAAAGAAGGAAAAACGGGGGUUCCCUUUGUCGAUGCCAACAUGCGUGAGCUGGCUGCCACAGGCUUCAUGUCGAACAGAGGGCGCCAGAACGUGGCCAGUUUCUUGACCAAGGAUUUGGGUUUAGACUGGAGGAUGGGAGCCGAAUGGUUUGAGUCCCUGCUGGUGGAUUAUGAUGUCUGCAGCAACUAUGGCAACUGGUUGUACAGCGCUGGAGUCGGCAACGACCCCAGGGAGAACCGGAAAUUCAACAUGAUUAAACAAGGCUUGGAUUACGACAGCAACGGAGACUACAUCCGACUGUGGAUUCCGGAAUUGCAGGGCAUAAAAGGAGGAGACGUACAUACCCCAUGGGCCCUGAGCACCGCUGCCCUUUCUCAGGCAGGUGUGAGCCUCGGGGCCACCUAUCCUCUGCCAGUCGUCAUGGCCCGGGAGUGGAGCAGGCACAUCAACCAGAAACCGAACAGCCAAGGUCCCGCUCUGAAGGGAAAGAAAGGUCCUUCAUACACCCCGAAGCAGCACAAAGAUAGAGGAGUGGAUUUUUAUUUUUCUCGGAACAAAGAUUUGUCCUGAGGAGAGUGGCUGUGGUUCCCUGGGGAAAUGGCCCAGAGGCG
Messenger RNA from Podarcis raffonei (Aeolian wall lizard), 1744 nucleotides. RefSeq names its product cryptochrome DASH-like. Gene Ontology annotation, biological process: photoreactive repair. The coding region runs from base 135 to 1703 and encodes 522 amino acids. The record is from RefSeq and is a predicted model, not a curated record. Gene Ontology annotation, molecular function: damaged DNA binding; deoxyribodipyrimidine photo-lyase activity; FAD binding. NCBI's taxonomy places the organism in Eukaryota, Metazoa, Chordata, Lepidosauria, Squamata, Lacertidae. The transcript has 14 exons.